AAUGGAGGCAACCAUGGCCCUUAGUUUCACACGCUCGGUCCUAAUACAGUGAAUCCCAUAAGCACAGAGGAACUCUUGUUGUUGCACUCCUCAGUUCUCUGAUCGAAAGAUGUCUUGCGGUGGAAACUGCAACUGCGGCUCUAGCUGCAACUGCGGCAGCGGAUGCAAGAGGAACCCAAGCUUGGGUCUCUCAGAGACCACCACCUCCUCUCAGACCAUCAUCGUUGGGGUUGCUCCCGUGAAAACGAUCCAGGGUGAGGUGCCAGAGAUGAGCACUGAGGGCGGCCAUGGCUGCAAGUGCGGAUCAAACUGCUCGUGCGAUCCAUGCAACUGCUGAUCUACUUUGAUAAGAAAAAAGCUCUUAAAUGUUAAAGUCUAUUAUGUCGUAAAUGGUGUGCGCGUGUAUCGAGUGUAUCUGUGUGGUGAAUAACGCCGGCCUGGGUUUCGAUCGUACAUGCACAUCCCUUCUCUCCUGAGUUAGGGGUGUGCUAACGAUGAUGAAUCCCAGGCCAGGCAACUGUUGUGCAAGAUUAUAUGUAUAAGAAGUUGAAUGGAUUUGGAUGGGUUGUGAACCCUUUUCUUGUUUUUUCCUUUUCUAAACUUGUCAUCUUCAGCAAUGACGUGGAGUGCAAGAGUUUCACCGUUUCUCCUCAAUAAUAAAGCUCUUGUCAA
This is a messenger RNA of Eucalyptus grandis, 672 nucleotides long. RefSeq names its product metallothionein-like protein 1. NCBI's taxonomy places the organism in Eukaryota, Viridiplantae, Streptophyta, Magnoliopsida, Myrtales, Myrtaceae. The transcript is spliced from 3 exons. Gene Ontology annotation, molecular function: metal ion binding. The record is from RefSeq and is a predicted model, not a curated record. Bases 110 to 337 code for a protein of 75 amino acids.